Messenger RNA from Syngnathus typhle (broad-nosed pipefish), 5067 nucleotides. RefSeq names its product prepronociceptin-like. The transcript is spliced from 3 exons. Gene Ontology annotation, molecular function: opioid receptor binding. Gene Ontology annotation, biological process: chemical synaptic transmission; neuropeptide signaling pathway; sensory perception. Lineage: Eukaryota; Metazoa; Chordata; Actinopteri; Syngnathiformes; Syngnathidae. The record is from RefSeq and is a predicted model, not a curated record. The coding region runs from base 3425 to 4165 and encodes 246 amino acids. Gene Ontology annotation, cellular component: axon terminus; plasma membrane; dendrite.
AAAGGAGCAAUUACUUGGCAUUGUGUAGCAAACUCCAUCUUUGAAUCCAUGACAAAGAGUUUGGACGAAGAAACCAGACGAGAAACAUCCAAGUGGAUUGCCGCCUGGUGCUUGUCUCUGAUCCGAGUUUGGAGGAGGUGAGAGAGUGAACCGGUAGAGGAGGGUGAUUGGUGGCAAGUGAUGGCGAUGAGGAGGAAGGUGGGGGGACUUAUCCCUUAUAAGAGCGCUUGCCCGUACCUUCUACGUAGCCGCAAACGCCGUCGCUAACCGAGGAACUUAACUUCUACCAGCCUGCACCUGAAGGACCCUGAGGAUUGUCACCCCAACACGGGUAGGAGUGCACGGGGGAGGACAGAGGGUCAAAUUUAUUCCCAAAAUGAUUUUUUUUAACAGCAUAUCAGAUUGAAUUUAUAUAUUGAAACAAUUAAGGUCACCAUUAAGGUCUCACUGUGUUAUUAGAGGUGGGCUGUUGUGUAUGUGCUGCCGACAAGGUGAGUAAAAGAUACCCGUACUAAAAUACAUCCAGUCAUUUUUGUUAAUAAUUUAAAAUAUAUAGAAAGUCAGAAAAGUUAAGUGUAAUUCUCGCUAAUGCUAAUAACUACCAGAAGACUGCAGCUUUUCAUUGAGCUAUUAAAAUGGAUGCCGGGAAUUCCGAGACACGGGCGUGGAGAGGUUUUCUGUGAGGUUCCGAAUGAAGGUCGAACCCCCUCUGCCCGGAUUUUUUGCUUUUAUGCUCUCAGGUGAAAGGGCGAAGACACUGCCAAGAGUGCGUGACCUCGCGGUUUUAGCUGAACUCAACUAAAAUGUGUGCCAAGUGUGUCGUAGAUGAGAAGAUUCACCAUAAUGCUAAUUCCAACGCCUUUUCCUUACAUUUUUGUUUCGAUUCACCAUAUUUUCUAAAUAAAAACCCGAAAUUAUUAUUUUUUUCCCCCCCACUUGACCAAUUCCAAACAUUCCAACGUCAAAUAGUUCAAACAAAUGCACAUUUCUGCAAUCAGCAAUUUCCACAGGAAUUUUCUAGUUGUUAUAAUUUGGCAGAGUCUCUGUGUGAAAUAGAUCACACAAAAAUCAAAAACUAAAAAGACUCCAUAGGUAAGAUGGAAGGAGAUAUAAUAAUAAUAAUAUGUGGGGUCAUGGGUCACACGCCGGGAUUAUGAAUGUUGCCGUACAAUUUUAAUCCAAAGAGCCAAUGUCCCGAGAAACGACGGGAUCCCUGCGUUUCCCUUUGUGUAAGGGGCAGCGGGGGGCUUCUGCGUUUAUCCUACUAGUGGGUCUCGUUUUCUUCUACUGGCUCACAAAAGAGAAGCCUUGAGGUCACGGCUGGCGAGAUGUCAGGAUUAAGGCCUGCUUUGCUUUUUCUUUGGGUUUCCCACAAAGAGAAGAAGAGCUCACAUUUAAGUUGUUUUUUAUAUUAAUAUGAUUAACAUAGGUUACUAACUGCUUUUUACAUUCAGGUUUUUUUUUAUUUUGUUUAGUGUGACUCCUUUUUCCUCCAUGUUGUUAUUGUAUCUUUUCUCCUAAUGACUUUCUUCCUUCUUUUGACUGUCUCAUUUGUGUGUGGUGUGUAUUUGUGUGUGCGUGGACUUUAGUUGUCUCUGUUGUGUAUUUCGUGUUAAUCACCUCUUCAGUCGAGCGGGGUAUUGAGCAGCGACGCUUUGAAUGCUCGCCGUCCGCCAAUCAGGUGUCGCCUCUUGUUUUUUUUCUUCCACAAGUCCGUCUAAAUAGAAAUUAAGUGAAGCCGUUAACAACAUCUCACCUUGGAGAUGCGAACAAAGAAAAUCGAUAGGAAAGCGUCUGAUAUGACCCCCAUGUCCACCGUCAUUAAUCGACCCGAGGUGAUUAGACGCAUUGAACGGCGGAAUUGGAUUUAGCUUACCGUGUCUGCUUGUAAUAACGCUGCCAGAGUAAGAAUCCAAAUAGUUUUGAAUCGUACUUAUAGAAAAAGUCAAAAGGAAAAUAUAUUUUGGAGAGAUCUUUGCCAUUUUUCCUUUUUUUAAGUGUUUUUGUGAUGGAAACCACCCAGACACAAAAUGGAUGAGCACAAUUGGGAGUCAAUUAGGAUUUCAAUCAAGCUGAUUGGCCAAUCAGUUAUCAAUAGUUCAAAAAAAAGAGUGUGUUUGGAGUAGGCCUGACAGAUAAAGUGAAGGUGAAGGUUUGAUUUUUGUUUUUAUGUGGAUAUUUAUUUAGACAAAGCAGAUAAUGAACUCUUAGAAGCUUUUUGUCUGAUCGAUAAAGACAUGAGUCAAUAUAGAAAUAAAAUUAAUUUGGAGGAAAUUGGUUGUGUGCAAUAUUUACAUUACACAGCAGAAAAGUGAAAAACAUUUUUUAUGUUAAUUUGGAUUAUAAUCCAAAUAUAUUCUGCACCCAGCAUGCAAAUGAGUGUUCAAUUACGACCACAAUAGAAACACGAUGAGAUGAAAACUAUCAUAAAGUUUGAGUUUGGUCAUAAUAAUAUGCAGUGCGGUCAUUCGCCCAUGAAUAAUCCGGCUUUAGGUAGCUGGAAGUCAUUUAUUUUCAUGGUCAUGUUCUCGACAGGAGAAAAGUAAUAAUUGAGAAAAAAAAAUCAACCUAAGAGCAUUUCCAGACACUGUCCGAUAUUUUCCUCUUUUUCACACUUGACUCGCCCCACAUUUUAAAUUUCAAAUUCAACUGCCCUUUCUGUGGAUUGGAUGUUUUUCCGCAACGUUGUUGGUAAUCGUACCAGAUUUCCACCAGCACAGACUCUAAUGGGUUUAAUUAGCUGGUUUACUCAGCAGUUAAUCGGUUCAUUAAAAACAAAUUAAUUGCUUUCAGGGAGCUCCCGGAAGGAUUUGACAGUCGACGGGGUAUCUUGGCUUAAUUCAGUCAACAUAGUUGCUUAUUUGCAAUGGGAAUUUAAAAAAAAAAUUAAAAAAUGGGUUCACGAAAAUGAAAAGUUAGAUUACAGUUAGCCGUUAUUGAACGAGUAGCACUACCUGAACAAUUAUUUCUCCUGAAACCAGAUAAGUAUUACUUUGUAUUUAAAAAGAGUUCAUUAAAUGAGUGCAAAUGUUACUUAUGCUCCUAAAAAUGAGGUCGUAAAAAACUUUUUGGGGUUUUAUUUCCCCUUCAAAAUCACAUUCUAGCAUCUCAGUGAAGACACAAUCGUUAUUAAUGUUAUAAUGACGUGCAAGAAGCUUGACUUUUUCGUCAUUUUGUCAUCAGCGCCACUUGUGGGUUUUUUUCGUGGGGCGUAAACCAUUCAAGAUGUCUGCAUCUAAUCAAGUCUAUUGUUCAACACAUAUCUUUCUUUUAAAACCCGAUCCUCACAAAAAUAUUCUGUUCGUCGAGUAAGUACCAUUCAGAACAACACUCGAUGAUGAAUACUCGAAUAUUUCCAAAGUUAGCUUUGUGGAGAUCCAUUAAAAGAUGAAAAAGCAGGUCAUGUCUCUUUCGAUUCCUAACGAUGUGUUUUGUUUUGUGUGCUUCAUUAGGUCGCCAUUUUAAAAUGAAAAUAAUCGAGAUGCGAUUAAAAAUGGUCACAUCUAAAUAUUUGUUGCAGACCAUCAUGAAGAUGCUGGUGGCGCUCCUGAUGCUGCUGUUGUUUUGUUUUGAUGGCGUACAUGCCGACUGUCAGGAUGACUGCCUGUCCUGCAGCCUCAUCCUGCCCAAACGACUCACCUUCAACACUAUGGAUUGUCUGUUUGAGUGUGAGGGCUCGGCUUCCCCAGCAUCUUCCUGGGACACCUGCCGUGGAUCCUUGUCGUUGUUGUCUAUGCCCAAAAGAUCCCAGGAGGAAGUGGAUGCCUUCCUCCCUGCUGAGGAGGAAGAAAACCAGAGGAAUGAAGAAGGGGAAGAAGAGCUACCCUUACAAAGAUUCGAUCACAUGACCCGGCUGCUCAAAAGGGACGCGGGUUCCCUGUCCUUGGACGAAGAGUACGAGGACUCUGACAGCGACGUUGGUCUGAGCGCCUCCAAGAGAUUCGGCGGCUUUGUGAAGGGUCGCCAUGGUUACAGGAAGCUGAUGGCGCCGGCCAGGUCCUACCAGAAGCGUUACGGCGGCUUCAUCGGGAUCCGCAAGUCGGCGCGCAAGUGGAACAACCAGAAACGCUUCGGAGAGUUCCUCAAAGAGUAUCUGGGCAUGAGCACUCGAGGUACAGAGUACAACAGCGUCUCGGAGGAGCUGAGCCGGCACAAUGAGGUGUAGAUCGGGCAGCCGACGCACCUCCAUGCCCGAUUCCCAGUUAGUGCCUGUAUGUGGACCGUCUAUUUACAUCUACUGUCAAGUGACGCAUAUCUAAUAUUACCGUGCUUAUGUGUAGGAUGCUUUCACGUAUAUACUGUAUUUCGCUUCCUCUUGUUGAAACACUUGUAAAUGGGGGUGUGCAUCUCCAUGCAGAAAGAAAUGACAUAAUACGAUUCAAGGAUGUAACGAUUUUGUAACGAUUAGUCGUCAAAUCAAAACUUUUUUUUUUUUUUUUUUACACCCCAGCUUGUAAGGUACAAUAAUACACAUGGAUAGUUCAUAACUUCUCUCUAAGAGGUCAACUUUUCAGAAAGCCCCUAACUUCGAGUUAUUUAUUCAAUACAAUGCACUAGGUCGCUAUUCUAAAACUGAAUACAAUCAUGUAGUUACUGUUUUAUUUACAUAAUGAUAUUUUUGACAGACUAUGAGGUUUAGGGUUUAGGGAUAUUUUAAGAAAGCUACUUGAUAUACAAAUCCACAAAACCAUGAUGGUCUAAUGAAAUUAUAAUGUGGGACUUGCAUUGAUUUUUUUUUUUUAACAAGGAAAAUGGAUUUGCAUGAUAACCUGACAUUUUGAGGACGUUUUGACGUCUUUGAGCUGAAUUGUUUUACUCUGCUACCAUCUGGUGGUACAAAAGAAAACUCCAUCACCCUUUCCUUGCUAAAAAAACACAACUAAAUUUUAAAAAUUCACCUCAGCGUUAGACAGUGGGGCAUUCAACUCAAUUUACAUACAAUGCAUUUACAUGGAGAAUUACACCUUAUGUAUAGUCCUAACAAAUGAUGUUUGUAACUGUCUUUGUUUUGGUUUGUUGGUGAUUGUAAAUAGCAGAAAUUUAAAAACCUUUCCAUAAAUAAAAAUA